AUGGGCCAAGACGUGAACCUGCAUGGCUGCGAUGAAGAUCCAGGGAGCGCAAGCAAGGGUCGCACGACUGAAAUCGUGAUCAAGGAGGACGAAGAAGAAGCCAGCGACUACGAGUUCAACCUCGGCCACGUACUUGAAAAGAGCGGGCACCGUGAUGGCUCUAUGUACAGGGCUAUCUACCGGUGUGGCUGGAAAAGCGAUUAUUCUAUCGGAGAUCGUAGCGAGACUCGGUUGGAAGCAAUGAUGUUUUCAGAUCCCGCGAAACGUAUGACUCGUCCUUGUAGCAUGCUGCAAAUUUUCUCAUUAGAGUUGGCUAAAAUUCCUGGCAAUGAUGGCUUAGUAGAGUUGUAUGGAUACGUAGCGGCGCGGGAUGAUGUGGAUAAGAUGCUUAAUUAUGUCAUCAAUAUUAGCAGGGAUGAUCCCAUUAUUGUGAAGCAGGGUUCCCUCAUUAGCAUGGGUGGUGGCCCUAAGCGAGGAAUAGAUGUAAUGGACGAGGCUAUAAUCGAGUAUGACAUGAGGAUUAAGCGAGGCAGACAAGAAAGACAUGACCUACAACUGAUCGAUGGUGCAACAAUCUUAGGCCCCCACGGGACAUGGGAUAGGCCGUUCACAUAUGACAUCUCUAACGACUGUGGUGGUACAGUUAACAUAACUUUAGCACGUCUUUCUUGGGCGGUCGAGGCGACUAUAGAGGUUCUCAUCUCGGAAGUGCAGGGCGGUUUCAAUAUGUCAGUUAGAUGUUUUACCAGUGGGUUUGAUUCUGAGAUAAGGCUCUUCAAUGGCGCCAUUACCAACUCAUGUGGAUUGAAGCGGUCAAUGGUUGCCGUAAUGAAGCGGUCUUACAUACGUUUGAAAUUCAAGGUAGUUGCACCGUCUUGUCGUUCUAAGUCCCAAUAUCGUUGUACCUUUAAGGCGAAGACUCAUGGGCAUAAUGCUCAAGAGAUAAAGACUGAUUUUGCACUGAUCUCGGUGAAGGUGACUUGGUCGACAUUGCCUGGCAGCUUUCCUGCCUAA
Messenger RNA from Triticum dicoccoides, 1014 nucleotides. RefSeq lists its product as uncharacterized. The transcript has 3 exons. The record is from RefSeq and is a predicted model, not a curated record. NCBI's taxonomy places the organism in Eukaryota, Viridiplantae, Streptophyta, Magnoliopsida, Poales, Poaceae. Bases 1 to 1014 code for a protein of 337 amino acids.